Messenger RNA from Impatiens glandulifera, 3672 nucleotides. RefSeq names its product MMS19 nucleotide excision repair protein homolog. The transcript is spliced from 20 exons. NCBI's taxonomy places the organism in Eukaryota, Viridiplantae, Streptophyta, Magnoliopsida, Ericales, Balsaminaceae. Gene Ontology annotation, biological process: iron-sulfur cluster assembly. Gene Ontology annotation, cellular component: cytosolic [4Fe-4S] assembly targeting complex. The record is from RefSeq and is a predicted model, not a curated record. The coding region runs from base 50 to 3397 and encodes 1115 amino acids.
CCUUUUAUUCUCUCUCUUCCUCUCUCUCUCUCUCUCCUCUGUGUCAUCUAUGGCCGACUCAAACUCUGCGCUCUGGAUAAAGCAUAUAGAGUGUUAUGUCGAUUCCUCUACCCUUGAAAUCGAUCAGGUUGCAAGUUUGGAUGCAAUUGCUACCCUUUUGAAGAAUGAUGCAUUGACUAUUGAAACAUUAGUGAGAGAGAUGGAGAUGUAUUUGACUACUACUGAUAACAUUCUACGAGGAAGAGGUAUACUUUUCCUUGGAGAGUUGCUAGAACUUCUGUCCUCAAAGACCUUGAACGAUGCUUCAAUACGAAGUUUAACAGAAUUCUUCACAGAACGGCUGGCAGAUUGGAAGGCAUUACGGGGCGCACUUGUGGGCUGUUUGGCUUUGACAAAGAGAAAAAGCAAUGUUGGUAUGAUUACUAUUAGUGAAGCAACAGGUGUUGCAAAUUCUUUUUUCCAUACCUUGGCGGUGCGGUCCCUUAGCCAGUAUGAUAGAUUGCUUUGCUUUCAACUCCUAGAAUGCUUGCUUGAGCACUAUCCAGAUGCAAUUGUGGGACAGGGUGACCUUCUAUUCUACGGAAUCUGCGAGGCUCUAGAUGGGGAAAUGGACCCCCAAUGCUUAAUGAUUGCCUUCCAUAUUGUGGAGUUGUUGGGGAAACUAUUUUCAGAUCCAUCAAGUCCACUAUCAGCACUUGCUGCAGAUCUUUUUGAUAUUUUGGGUCGCUAUUUCCCUGUGCAUUUUAUAAAGGGAGAAGAGAUUGACGUGAAAAGGGAUGAGCUGUCAAAGGCACUGAUGUUGGCGUUUGCUUCCACACCUGUCCUUGAGCCACAUGCAAUCCCAUUGCUUCUUGAAAAGCUUUCCUCUUCUCUCCCGUCCUCAAAGAUUGAGUCUUUGAAGUACCUUAGCUACUGUUCUGUGAAGUAUGGAGAUAAGAGGAUGGAAAAUCAUGCUGAAGCUUUGUGGACUUUGCUGAAAGAUGUCAUUUUUAGUUUGCCAGAGUCUACAUUGUCUUCGGAAUUGGAAGCAAUGGAUAAAGGUUCUCCAGAGAAUGAAAUUGCAAGAGAAGCUUUUCAACUUCUUCAGAAACUUAUUACUAUAAAUGAAGCCUCAUACUUAAAUAUGAUAGUCGCUGAUGAAGACAUAAUCAAGACUUUCAAGUCGGCCAAUUUAAAGGAUUCUCUUGAAAUUCCUGUACAAAACAACCAGAAAUUGCUUGCUGUUGGUCAAAUAUUGUCUGUUACCGCCCAAGCCUCAAUUGUUUCUUGCAACAGAGUCUUUGAAAGUUUCUUCAUCAGUUUAGUGGAAGGAUUCGUCCCUUCAGUUUCAGAUUUAUCUGGUAACAAUUAUGAUGGAGCUCUAUUUCUCUGUGUUGAUCUGCUUGCUGCAUCUAGACAUUUGACAGUAGGCCCCGAAGAGUCAAACUCUCUUAUUCUAUCUGGUGAUGAGAUUUGGGGAUGCAUGCUUCAGGAAUUUUGCACUUCACUAACUAAGGCCUUUUCUUCUACACUGGUGAGAAGUGAUGACAACAUUGAUAAUUUCCGUCUUUCCUUAGGAUUGAAAGGUUUACAGAUUUUGGCAACAUUUCCUGGAAGUUCUUUCCCAGUAUCGAAGUCCAUAUAUGAGAAUAUUUUGACAAAACUUAUGUCAAUCAUCACAUUGGAUUUUAGCCACUCAUUGUUGUGGAAGUUAUCUCUGAAGGCAUUGGUUGCGAUUGGUUCCUUUAUUGAAAAACAUAAUGAGUCUGAGAAGGCUGUGAGUUUCAAGGCUAUCGUGGUAGAUAGGGUCAUUAGAAUGUUGUCUUAUGAUGAUACCACCGUGCACCUUGAGCUCAAACUUCAAACAGUCACUGACAUUGGCAUGAUUGGGCCUACUCACAUGAUGUGCGUUGUGCAAGCAUUGGAAGAAACUAUUUUCUCGUAUCUAAGUGAAGUUUAUGGCAAUGGGAAUGUUAAAUCAACAAAGUCCUGUGUCCAGCUUUUGGAAUGUUACUGUAACAAGUUGCUACCAUGGUUUGUUGAGAUCAAGAGUUUCAAGGACAUUCCAUCAAAAUUUGUCCUUAAAAUUUUAGACCAACUUGAUAGUUGCAAUAAUUCUGACAUCGUGAUCAAGGAAAAUGAAUUAUUUGAUGUAAUGAUGGCAACAAUGAAGCGGGCUGUUGCAAUUUGUUCAGAGGAAAGUCAAAGCAAAAUUAUUGAAAGAGCUUUUCAUGUACUUUUAUCAAGGGAGCAUAUCUCAGACUCUGAUCCAUUAAAAAUAAAAGGAUCUCCACUUGACCAGAGUUUAAAGAGUUGUGAAUGGAUCAUUUCAUUAUUUUCUUCAGUCAUUAUAGCUCUUCAUCCUCAAACAUGCAUUCCAAACAUCAUAUCUGUCAUAAAUAUAUUAAUGAGAAACCUCGUUUCUGGACACAUUCCUGCUGCCCAGGCAUUGGGUUCUAUACUCAACAAACUGCCUUCAAAAGCCAAUCCAUUUGGAACUUCCACUGACUGCAAUCUUGAAGAGGCAUUGGACAUAGUCUUUAACGGUAUUGUAUUGAAUGGUGAUAAAGAUGGUCUUCUAAAAUGCUUUAGUUCUACUAAAAUAAAUGUAUAUGAUCCCCAAGGAAGAUUGUUUUAUGUCAAUGCUAUUGUUGGAUUAGCAUGGAUUGGAAAGGGGUUGGUUAUGAGGGGUCAUGAAAAACUUAGAGACGUAGCAAUGACAUUCUUGAGUUAUUUACUUGUGGAUGGCGAUGUUAGAGUCUCUUCACUGAAAGAUGUCAAUGAGCAGGAUCUUCUUACAGUGAGGAAAGCUGCAGCAGAUGCAUUUCAUAUUCUUAUGAGUGACUCUAAUGAUUGCUUGAACAAAAGUUUUCACGCAGCUAUUAGACCCCUCUAUAAGCAGCGGUUCUACUCUACAAUGACGCCCAUUCUUCUCUCUUCACUUGUGCAAAUUGAUUCUUUAAUCACAAGAUCUAUGAUAUACCGAGCUUUUGCCCAUGUCAUUUGUGGUGCUCCACUAAAUGCUGUCUUGACAGACUCUAGAAAGCUUAUUCCUAUACUCUUAGACAGCUUAACCAUUUUAAGCAAGGAUGGGAAAGACAAAGAUCUUGUAUACAGUCUCCUGCUUGUAUUAUCUGGGAUGUUAAUGGACAACAAUGGACAAGAAGCUGUCGUCGAGAGUGUGCAUAUUAUUGUCAGACAUCUACUUGGACUCAUCUCCUAUCCUCAUAUGAUGCUUGUCCGAGAGACAACAAUCCAAUGUUUUGUUGCUCUAUGCCGUCUUCCCUAUGCAAGAAUAUAUCCAAUGAGAACACAGGUAUUACAAGCUAUAGGAAAGGCUCUCAAUGAUCCAAAAAGAAUUGUUCGUGAAGAAGCUGUUAGAUGUUGGCGAGUGUGGGCAUCAAUUGCAUCUAAAUAGUAGAUGUGGUCUCCAAACAAGUCCAAGAUCUCGAUUUGCAACGUCAAUGCAAACAUUUAUGUUUUGAACUUUUUUGUUUUGUUUUUUAUUACUUCUUCCCUCCAUAUUUGUAUUUAGUGAAGAGACAUUGAGAAUUGAGAUCAAUGUGUAUUGUUUGGUAAGAGCCUAUUAUGAUGAUAUUGGUUUUGUAAGAGAAUUUAUUCUAAUAGUUUGUACAAUAACUAACAACACUAUCUAUAUAUAUUAUAAUUGACAAUUGUCACUAAUAUUUUCCU